AAUAAAUAUAUACACUGGAUUUAUGUGUAUAUACUAAUGUAUAUUGAGUCCCGGCCGCAAAACGAAAUAAAUUGAAGAUGCUGUCAGCUAUUGUCUUAGUGUUAGUGCUUUUUCAAGCGGCUUGUGGCUUCAUCGUUACCCUGGAUGCCCACGAGACGAUGUGCUUCUACGAUCAUGCCAAUGUCAGCGACAAGGUGACCGUGUCCUUCGAGGUAAUGGAAGGUGGCUUCAAGGAUGUGGGCGUGGAGAUUGCUGGACCAGACGACGAUCGCCUGCACCACUCCAAGCAGGACACCAUGGGCAGCUUCACCUUUACGGCCAUGAAAGAGGGACGGUACCAAUUGUGCUUCGACAAUAAGAUGUCCACGAUGACGCCCAAGAUCCUAAUGUUCCAAUUUCACGUUGCCAGGGCCAUUGAGUUCUACAUGGACUCCUCGAAGCGAGUUGACGACGUCAUCGAGCAGGCGACGGUCCAAUCGAUGAUCAACCAACUCUCCGCCAAACUGGGAGCCGUGAAAAUGGAGCAGGAGUACAUGCACUUUCGCUAUCGCGGUCACUUGGAGGUCAGCGAUAUGGUGGAACUGCGAGUCCUGGCGUGGUCUAUAUUUGGACCAAUGAUGCUGAUCAUUACGGCCGUUCUGGAGGUAUACUACCUCAAGCAUUUCUUCGAAGUCAAGCGCGUGGUUUGAACUGCAAAUUGAUGAGCAUUUCAUCUGAUAAAACAGUCGCGAAGUUUGUAAGAUUUUCUUAAUAUUGUUUCAAAGGAUUACAGGAUUGCUAGAUUACAACUACCAAUAAAAGGCUAAGAAUGUUGGAAAAAUUU
Molecule: messenger RNA, 823 nt
Organism: Drosophila melanogaster (fruit fly)
Lineage: Eukaryota; Metazoa; Arthropoda; Insecta; Diptera; Drosophilidae
Exons: 1
Coding region: 78-689 (203 amino acids)
Cellular component (GO): membrane
Source: RefSeq, marked reviewed